This is a messenger RNA of Ylistrum balloti, 1230 nucleotides long. RefSeq lists its product as uncharacterized. The transcript has 10 exons. Lineage: Eukaryota; Metazoa; Mollusca; Bivalvia; Pectinida; Pectinidae. Bases 1 to 1230 code for a protein of 409 amino acids. The record is from RefSeq and is a predicted model, not a curated record.
AUGGUUUCAAGGAAGAUCAAUGAACGCUGUACGGUAAUGGUUAUUAGGAAGAUCAAUGAACGCAGUCCGGUAAUGGUUAUAAGGAAGAUCAAUGAACGCAGUACGGUAAUGGUUAUAAGGAAGAUUAAUGAACGCAGUCCGGUAAUGGUUAUAAGGAAGAUCAAUGAACGCAGUCCGGUAAUGGUUAUAAGGAAGAUUAAUGAACGCAGUCCGGUAAUGGUUAUAAGGAAGAUCAAUGAACGCUGUUUGGAUCCGGAAGAUCCACCAUUUCAAGUUCCGAAAGACACAACACCAGUUCGGAAGGUCACUCAUCACAAAUUUUCUGUCGACGAACAUUUAAGGAAAAAAAGAGACAAUACAGCUGACAUGGGAGGAUUUAAGCGGUUGCCUCGUACUGAGUGUGGACCUUGGUUUAAGAGAUUGCUUUCAUACACUAAAGGAAGGCCGCUGCAUCUGUCCAAGGUGAUCGCCGUCAAUGAUAGCAUUGAAAUCCCCUGUUAUUACUGCGGAGAUCCCGCUAGUUACCGACCACCUCACAGAGCUAAACCUUAUUGGAUGUGGAGGACUCUUGGGCGGAAUACGACAGAAGAUGGGUUAUGGACAUAUAGUUCUGUUCUCAGAGGGUUUCGACGUCACGAUAAAGAGUUCGAGAGUAGAGUGAACAUAACAUCCAACGAUUCUCUCAUCAUCAGGAAUAUACAGGAGAAGGAUUCGGGGAUGUAUUUUUGCGCUCGCCAGGUUGGAACUUUAACGAUGUGGACGUUCACGGAAGAUGUUGUAAACUGGUUUCUUCGGCAAUCAGACCAGAAGUAUUUAAGACUAUUUUUUCACAUCGACGUUUCGACAACCGACAAGGCAUUUCCCACCCCCGCACCAACGAUUAAGGACUAUCGCGCAAACCUGGCAUUGUUUACAUACUGGGGGGAAUGGUCAACAUGCAGUGUAUGUGGUGAAGAAGGGGAACGCUGGCGGACCGGAAUAUGCUGGGCUAGGAUGAUUAAGGAUAAAUACAUGGAGCCAGCCGUUUUCUACCAUGCUUUGCUUUCGUCCAGACGGGGUAUGCCCUGCCGAUCGACACUGUUUAAAUACUUUAGGGGAUGGAGACUUCCUGAUAGACCAGACGAGAAAAUGGUUCAAGCAUGUACCAUUCCUUGCGUCAACAAUACUCUGACCCAGCGGAUGACCAUCAACCUGGACAAAGCUAGAUACAAAGAUUUAGCUAAAGUAUAA